Amphibalanus amphitrite is the source of this 1858-nucleotide messenger RNA. Its product is annotated as ADP-ribosylation factor-related protein 1-like. Gene Ontology annotation, molecular function: GTPase activity; GTP binding. The transcript is spliced from 6 exons. NCBI's taxonomy places the organism in Eukaryota, Metazoa, Arthropoda, Thecostraca, Balanomorpha, Balanidae. Gene Ontology annotation, cellular component: Golgi apparatus. The record is from RefSeq and is a predicted model, not a curated record. Gene Ontology annotation, biological process: protein localization to organelle; Golgi to plasma membrane protein transport; intracellular protein transport. The coding region runs from base 156 to 764 and encodes 202 amino acids.
AGGGCCUUGGGUAUAGCAAUCAGAGUAUAUAGAACACCAUAGAUAGGAUAGCAAUUAGCAAUAUAGGUAUCUUGAGCAAUAUAGCCUUGGUAUAGCAGCAGCUGCACGAUUUUCUUCUUGAAAGCUGAGUGUGGCACUGACCAGCGUUAAACACAAUGUAUACGCUUCUCAGUGGGUUGUACAAACAUCUGGUGCAGAAAGAUGACUAUUUCCUCCUCAUCCUUGGACUGGAUAAUGCUGGAAAGUCGACCUACUUGGAGGCGGCCAAGACAAAGUUCAAGAAGGACUACAAGAGUCUGAACGCGUCCAAGAUCACUACCACAGUGGGUCUGAAUAUUGGACAGGUGGAUGUCUCUGGAAUCCGAAUCAACUUCUGGGACCUGGGCGGCCAGGAGGACCUCCAGAGUCUCUGGGACAAGUAUUACGCCGAGUGUCACGCCGUGAUUUACGUGGUGGACUCGGCUGACCGGGAGCGAAUGGACGAGUCCAAAGAGGUGUUUGACCGAGUGAUCGGCUCGGAGCACCUGAUCGGCGUGCCGCUGCUCGUGCUGGCCAACAAACAGGAUAUUCCCGACUGUAUGGGCGUGCGGGAGGUGAAGCCCAUCUUCAACCAGAGCGCCCACCUGAUCGGACGCAGGGACUGCAUGGUGAUGCCCGUCUCGGCGCUCCACGGGGAUGGCGUCCACGAGGGGAUCGACUGGCUGGUGGAGUGUGUCAAACGAAACGCGGCCAACCGACCUCCGAAGGACGCAGACUUCUCAUAGUGAGGCGUGAGGACCGGGGAAUAUGGGGAGGGAUGAUUUAUAAACACUGAACUAUGUGGUUGGAGUGAACCAUGGGUGUAUGCUUGGAAUAUUCUAUAUGUAUGUAUGGGUGCGUCGGUCUCCAUGUGUGUGAAUGCCAUGCGUGGAUUUUUUCAAGGAGGCAAGGCUGCUCGUGUGUGGCGAAGAGAUGAAUGAAAAUAUUUUAAUGUGCAUAUUUAUUCACUGAUUUGUGCUGUUCGUCAAAUCAGUAUUGUAUCUCAUGCUGGUGAGUUGUUAUUACGUGCAUCAUGCAUGCACUCGUCGUUAGUUUCACUGUCGUUUUGUGUAUUGGUGACCGUUCAGUUGGUUUGUGCCCAACACAUGGUGUUCAAUGCGUAUGAUAAGUGACAUGAGCUCGUUUUAAUUCGAGUUAGUAUUUAUUUUAUUGUCCUCGAAAUUAUCUGCGCACUAGGACAUAUUUGUUUUGCCAUGGUCGGCGGACCUUGUGGCAUGUUACCGUAAGCAUGCAAUUUAUUCCAUAAGUAACAAAGAUACGCCAGCGUACCUGGGUAACUGUCGUGCAUGACAUUGACUGCUUGUAUGUAUUUGUACAUCCGUAUAUUCUCUUGGCGUUUCUCUUUGUGAACUUCGUGGAUUUCGCGAAUGCUUCGAUAUCGUACCAGCAAAAAUGCAAAAAAUGGCUUAUUUAUUCUCGUCAUUAAUAGGGCUUCACAAACUCAAUCCGUUACGAUGAUCUGAUAAUCGUCAUAAUUUUUGUUUACCUAAAUAUGAACGGAACCCGCUUUUAUGUCGUCUGGUAAAGGAAGGGGUCCAGCUUUACAUUGCUAUUGGAGGGACACGGGGUUAUUUUAGUGAUUCAAAAGCCGCCGCCUUUCUAUCACCUCACUGGUGCACAUGGUGCAAUCGUUCACCAACAGAUAAUGGCACGUCAUAGCUGACCCUGGAGGAUAAUGCGCUCUUAGCGUGCAUUCUGUACGUUCACCGUUGUAUUUAUACGGAGAAUGCAAGCCACGAGGAACCGACGUUUGAUAACAUGGAUACGUUGGUCUGUCGUUAGAUGUGCAUGUGAAAAAUACAUGUAUUUUUGUACGGCU